AUGGCUGCGCCUCCGCCAAAGAGGCCGCGCAAGGCAUCCACAGCGGGUGCCGGCGGCCCUCCCUCUGUCGAACAGUCGGCGUCAUCGACGCCAGCAUCAGGUGGCGCCGGUCCCUCGACCCACACUGGACCGGCCCCGAGCGGCAUCGCUCCCACCAAUGCGACGCAAACGCCCACGACCGGACCCAUGGCGGUACCCGAGUGCGAAUCGCUCGCCGCACAGCUCAUCGACCCGAACACGCCCAUGCGUCGCCGCAUGGAAAUCGCUAGCGAGCUCCGAGACUCGGCAGAGAGUAACCGAGACUUUGCCUUCUAUGACAAGUACCUUGGAGUAUUCAUUCCCGCGCUCGUACAGAUUCUUGGCGAUGAGAAGAGUAUUGUCUUUACCAAGGACAACUCGGAGCAGCGCUUCCGGCACACUCUUCUCGCGUACCUCCAGCGCCUACCGCACUCGGAACCCUUCCGACAGUACGAGGCCAAGGUGCUGGAGCUCAUGGUAAAGCUCCUCAAGGUUGAGAACGAGGACAAUGCCUUACUCUGUAUCAAGAUUAUGAUCGACGGGUUCAGGAGUCACAAGGACCAGGCGGAACCGUUUGUCGAGCCCUUCCUGGACCUCGUCAAGCAGAUGUACGCCAACCUCAAGGGUGUCGUAGAGAAGGAGUGGGGAUCACCAGGAGGCAAGCAGGCUUCAGUCAAUCCCGGCACACCCGCCAGCGAUGGUACCAAUGCUCCGACACUCGCUCAUCCCCCAACGUCCUCACAUAAUCACCUCUCACACGCGCUCCAGUCGCCCAAGGUACUCACCGAGUGCCCGAUCGCCGUUGUCCUCAUCUUCCAGACUUACAAGUCGGUCAUGGGCCCGACAAUGCUCGACCUGUCCCCACUCGUCAUGGAGAGCAUCAAGAUCCAGCCAGAGCCACAACGACUCGCCCACCUCGAGGCCAAGGAGCGCGGCGAGAUCUUUGUCGGCGUCGCGCCCAGCAUCACCAACCGCGAGAUGUACACUGAGCUCAUCAAGACCGAGGUCAAGACAAUGGCGUUCCUCGCCUACGUCUUACGUGGGAGCUCGCAGGCAAACGUCAAGGACUGUCUCGAGGUCUUUCCCGAAGCGUGCAUUCGUUUGUUGCGUGACUGUCCGCCCGAGGACGUCAGCACUCGCAAGGAGUUACUGGUGGCUACCCGUCACAUCCUGACGGCUGACUCACGGGCGUCGUUUAUUCCCUAUAUCGACACGCUGCUGGAGGAGCGCGUGCUUGUCGGCACUGGCGUGUCCAGCAGGGAGGCACUGCGACCUCUCGCGUCAUCAGUCGUUGCCGACUUGAUCCACCACGUUCGCCAGGACCUCCCCAUCGCCCAGCUCAAGCGUGUCGUUUACGUCUUCUCAUUAAACCUCAAUGACUCGACGUUCUCCAGCUCGAUCCAGACCAUGUGUGCCAAGCUCCUCAACACCAUCGUCGACUCGAUCGCGCAGAAGGGCAGUCCGGAGGAGCGCGAGGCGUUAAUGAAAAGCAUGUUCAUUGCCUCGCUCGAGAAACUGCAGGCCAUGACCGAGGCGUACGACAAGCUCAAGGCUCUUUCUGACCGCGACAAGGCCCAGGGCAAAGGCAAGGCCAACGAGGACGCUAAGGAGGAAAAGCCCGACGACAAGGAGGACGGCGACAAGGACGCCAAGGACAGCGACGAGGACGAGGACGCGAAGGGCUCCCCAGAAGACGUCCUCAUGGCGGACCUAUCCGACGACGCUGAGGCCGAGCGGCUGGCGUUCGGCUGGCGCGAGAUCGAACGGGCCAUGCCGGUCAACCAGGUCGCCUACGCUGAUGACUCUUUGGAAUUGUUCUGUCGGGAGGCGCGCUAUCUGUUCAAGACGCUCUUGCACACGUUCCGCACCCUCAUGUCGUACACAAGAUCGGGAGACAACCCGGUUCCCGCUCCCGACGGCGAGCUUCUGUCCCGAUUCUUCGAGCACGCGCUCCGUUGCAUCGCCAUCUUCGACACCACCCGCGACCCGCGCGAGCCGAAGGAGGCGAUCGAGCUCCUGUCGCAGAUCCUGUUGCUCUUCGAUCCUCACUCGUUCCGCGAGGUGUGGGCGACGCACAUGGAGUUCUUUGUCGAGCAGGCUCUGAAAAACGCCCACGUCUUCUCAGUGCUGCAGAUAUUAAUCACGCACGAGUCGGUCUCGCACCAGUUGGUCGCCAUCACGCUCAAGCAUCUCAUGACGCACCUCGACGAUGUCGGCAGCUACUCGCAGAAGAAGGCCAGCUUAUGCCUCAGAUUGUUCAAGAUCUCCUUCCUCGCCAUCAACACGUACAUCAACACCAAUGAGGUCGUGCUGGUGCCACACCUGCAGAAACUCAUUAUGCGCUCGUUCGCCCUUGCGCCCAAAGCUGACGACCCAACGGUCUAUUACCAGAUCUUAAGGGCUUUGUUCCGCUCCAUCGGUGGGGGACGUUUCGACCAGCUAUACAAGGAAGUCCUUCCCAUCCUGCAGGAGAUGCUCGACAACCUGUCCUACUUGUUGCAUCACGCCAAGGACCCAAUACAGCGCGACCUCUUCGUCGAGUUGACCCUCACCGUUCCAGUUCGUCUCACCAACCUCUUGCCGCACCUCUCCUACUUGAUGAAGCCGCUCGUUCAUGCCCUGCAGGCCGGUCCAGAAUUGAUCAGCCAAGGUCUCCGCACCUUGGAGCUAUGUAUCGACAACUUGACUGCCGACUUCCUUGACCCGACAAUGAACCCCGUGUUCCGUGAGCUCAUGGGCGCAUUGCAUAAGCUCCUCAAGCCCAUCCCUGCCAACCGCCAGCACUCGCACGCGGCGGUCAAGAUCCUCGGCAAGCUUGGCGGGCGCAACCGACGCUUCUCCGACGUGGAGAACCUCCUCGACUACCGCGAGGAUGCCAACGGCCUCACCGCGCCAGUCUCGUUCGAGGGCAAGCGCUCCACAUUCCCGCUGGCGCCUCUGAUCGACGCAGCCGACCAGGCCAUGUCGGACAACCUGGCUGUGUGCGAGGUCGACGGAUUGGACGCCCUCAUGCUGUCGGCCAUGACCCGAUUGCAUCAGGAGAAGCAGGAGCCGGAUGCGUCACCCGUCUUCGCCAAGACGGUCAGCGCGCUCUUCGUCGCCUGUCAUCACCCAGCUCUUGGGCCCAAGGCGACCGAGUUUGUCCGCGACCUCUGCAAGCGCGUCUUCUUCACCGAGGUCAAGCGUACCGAGGAGGUUCACCAGGUACCCAGGUUACCCGACCUCUCGCCCAAGAGCCGUCCGCUCCCCCUCACUCUGGCGCUCACGGACGCCAUAGCCAGCACCAUGGCCAACUCGAUCGGCAAGAGCCGCGAGGACGUCGCUGAGAUCCUCACGUUGAUCAUUGGUGACUUCAAGGAACUCGUGCUGGCGCCUGACGUAGCGUCAAAGCCGGAGAAGUCGAAGAUCAUCGAUCGUUUCGUCGGCGCGUUCGUGCGUCGCUUCACAAGCCUCUGCCAGGACGAGGACUGGAACCGCAAGAUGGCCGGCGUGACUGCUCUGGACGUUUUCGUGCGCCGGGCCGAGCUCAGCCGACGUUACAUCCUCGAGAUGGAGUGUGAGUUUGUGCGCGUACUCAUGUUCGCACUUCGCGACGCGCCACGCGACCCACCAAACUCGGUCCAGAAGAUCAUCGACCUCAUCAAGUACCUCAUCCGCUACUGCCAGUCGCAGGAGGACGGCCAGGUCAAGCAGAAGCGUGACCGUCUCACCGAGAUCCUGGUCCGCGAACUCAACAGCCAGAGCAAGCUGGCACGAGAGGCGACCCAGUCGUGCAUUGCCUUGCUAGCAGAGGUGCUCGACCAGCCUAUCUCAACGGUCAUCGGCGACUUUACGCGCGUGGUGUUGCUAGACGCCAACACAGGUCCUAUCUUUUCCAAGCCGUUGCGUGCGCUGUCUUCGUUUGCGAUGCAGGUCGGCAACAUCGACUGCGUGACGUAUCUUCUCGACUUGCGGCCGUCCGUGCCCAAGAUCAAUGACGAGUUCAUACGACUUGUGCAAGAAGUUCUGGCCUUGGCCGACGUCGACGACUCCAACUUGAUCCCGAACAAACGCGGCGAGCCGGCGAGCCACAAGCAGAAUUUCUGGUUGAAGGAACUGCGCAUCGCUUGCUUGCGUAUGCUCCGCUCGACGAUGAACUGCCAGGAGUUCAACGACAAGCAGAACCUCGUUCUUAUCCGCCAGCGAAUCAUCUCGGUCUACUUCAAGCACGUGUAUUCGUCCCAGCCCGAGAUCGUUGACGUCGCACAUGAAGGCCUCCGCGACGUUAUUCACCAGCAGAACAAGCUCCAGAAGGAGGUGUUGCAGUCGGGUUUGCGUCCGAUCCUAGUCAACUUGGCAGACGCUAAGCGCUUAAGCGUAUCUGGUCUUGAAGGAUUGGCGCGCUUCCUCGAGCUUCUCACCAACUACUUCAAGGUCGAGAUCGGUGUCAAGCUCCUGGACCACUUCACGACGCUCGCCGACCAGCAGAUGCUGCAGAAGGCUGCCGGUGGGCCGCUCGACGACAACCCGGACAUCUCGCGUAUGACUCGCCUCGUCAACAUCUUCCGCCUCCUCCCCGCGACAGCUGUGCAGUACCUCAAGCAACUCACGACCCAGGUUGUUGACGUCGAGGCCCAGUUGCACCAAUCCGCGCCAGGUCCCUUCACCGAGAACAUCGCACGCUACCUUGACCGGUACCACGCCGAGGGUGCGGCCAACCUCCUCGAGAACAUCCGGAAUCCCCGAAUGAUGUGGACGUACCGCAACGUCAUCCAGUCUGGCUUUGCACCACAGCUUGUCAACGAGCUCUCGGAGCGCGCCGAGGCAAUCUGCCAGCUCACGUUCGCUAACCCUGAGCAGUUCGACCUAGUGCUCCCUGGCUUACACAUCAUCCGCGAGCUGUCCAAGACCUCGCCAUCGUGGCUCUCGGAGCACGAGUCGGUCAUGGAGGCAAUCGUUGGCGUGUGGCGGUCGAUCGUGCUGCGGUCAAGAGACCCAAAGAACGACAUGUCGAACGUUCACUACCAGACGAUCCCGCCGCUCAUCCUUGAGAUGUUCAUGACCCGCCUUGGCCACCAGAACCACAUCCCGCUCCUGUUCCACGUUGUCGAGGCGUACGAGAUUCGCUCCUCGUUCGACCGAUCCCACGUUGCCUUCUUCCUUUACCAGCGCGUCGCUCUCCAGCAAUCCCUCGAGUACCGCCGUGAGGUCAUCGAGUACUUCAUGACGUUGUACCCCGACGAAUCGGUGGUGACUUGGGCAUUCAAGACGAACGCGCUGCGUCUCGUCGUUAACCCGACCCUCCGUGUAUACUUUGAUGACGACGAGAACGACGGGUCGCUCAUCACGCCUGGCUUCGUGCAGAAGAUCGCCGACAGCAUGUGGCGGCCCCUGUCAGCGACGCCCACCGCCAAGCAGCGCGAGGACACGCUGCUCAUUGAGAUCUUUGCGCUCACGACGCUUUUGGUCAAACACGCCGGGCCGAAGGUGGUCGAGACGCGCAAGGAGGUGUUCAAGUUAGCAUGGAUGGGUAUCAAUCUUCUCGAGCCCACGGUCAAGUUGAUGGCGUACGUCCUCACAGCCUCGUUCAUGGCGACGUACGAAACGCCCGUCAAGUUUGUUCGCCUCACCUGGACCGGUUUACUGCGCCUCAAGGACAACGAGAGUAAGGCUCUCUUCCGCCAAGCAAUCGACACCCUUGCCGGCUGCCUUCCCAUCCGCGACCCACCACAGCCCGGCACCAUCCCGGACUGGGCACAGAAGGUCAAGACGGUGCUGGUCGAGGAGGGUCAUGCGACUGGCACCUUGGUCGUCGUGUGCGAGUUGCUCGUCAACCACCCCGACCUUUUCUACGACUACCGCGACCUCUACGUGCCGCACAUUGCCAUGUCGUUACAGAAGCUCGGGUUUGUGCAGGCCGCCACGGCGGAGAUGAAGAAGCUCACGGUCGACGUGAUCGAGCUCAUCUUCAACUGGGAGCGCAAGCGCAUGCAGCUCAAGGAGGAGUCAAGCCGCGAGGAGUCCGCAGACGCGAUGGAGGUCGACAAGGAUGCCGCCUCGCCGGUCAAGCGUCAGCGCCUGGACCGCGCCGGGACUGCUGUAUCGACGUCAAGCGGAGGCGGCUGGGUCACACCAGCGCCGACGCGAGAGUUGAUCACCGCCCACCUCCUCAGGAUCGUGGCGUCAUCUAACGAACCUGUCGCGCGAGGUGGCCUCAGCAAGCGCGCGCUCGACCUUUUCAAGGAGAUCCUCAGUCCCAAAGGGCUCCCGAACGUCUCGGUCAAGCUCGGUUUCUUCAACCGCACCAUGUCGCAGGACAUCACCGAGCACACCAUCGCGACCGUCUCCAACUCUACCGAAGUCAUCGCCGCCGUCGCCGAGGUACGCGACCAGGCGUGGAUUCGCAGCAAGCUCGACGUGUUCAGAAAGCUGCUGGAGAAGGUUUGGGUGUACGAUGACCCAACCCUUCAUGAAGUCGUCCGGCCCCUCACGGAGCGCAUGUUCCUCGAGCUGCCCGAUGAGGAGGUGGCCGACAGCGAGGACGACGGCCAGAAGCUGCUCAAGUUCGUAUCAGCAACCGUCAACAACGGCCUGCAGGCCAGUCUGCGUUCGACAACCGAGCUACCGGGCACCAUCUUCCUCCUCAAAUGCUGGCUCAAGGUGCAGCCGAAGCAGCUGCACAACGAGACCAUCGCGUCCGGCUUACUCCGGGUGCUGAGUAACCUUGUCAAGGUGCACACGAGCACGAAUGGUCCCGACCCGAGCUACCGCCUCAUCAUCUCUGUCCUUGACAUGCUACGUGACCGCGUCGCGGACCUCAAAGAGCACCGAAGGUACCUCGUCAACAUCUUAGGCGCACUUAUCGACAAGAGUACCAACCUCACUCUGUGCCGGUACCUGCUCGACCUUGUGCGCCAGUGGGUCGUCAAGGACAUUGAUGGACCGAUCGUAGUCAAGGACAAGUCUUUGCUGCUCUUGCGCAUGACAUCGUUCGAGCACCGUGACGAUGGGCUCUUCAAGCAGUACCUCGACCUCAUCUUUGAGGUAUACGAGCUGCCUGAGCUCAUUGGUACAGACAUUACACAUCGCUUAGAGCCCGCCUUUUUGCUCGGCACGCGGUCCAAGGACGCCGCGCAGCGGGCCAAGUUCCUCGAUAAGCUCGAGCAGACGCUGCCUCGCGCCCUCGACGCCCGCCUCGAGUACCUGUACUCGUUGCAGAGCUGGGAGACACUGGCUGACAGCUACUGGAUGCCGCAGAUGCUCAGCCUUCUGCUCGGCGCCGCCGACCUCGCGAACGACGUCUUCAACGCGCCCCUUCCCUCCAUUGGUGAGAACAACGUCCUGACGAACAAGAACUGGCGCUACGGCGACGUAAUCCACCAGCUGCGCAGCCUUGUCCACGUCGACCAGAUGGUGUGCCACCGCCUAUUUGUCGCCAUUUUCCCGCGCGUAUGGAGCUCGCUGUCGCGCUCGCAGCAGACGGCUUUCACUCCGUACAUAUCCAAGCUCCUCAGCAAGGAGUACCAUCACAAGCAGGCGGACCUCAAGCCGAAUAUCAUCCAGACGCACCUGGAGGCUUUCAUGUAUUGCAAGCCGCCCAUUACCAUGCCACCCCUGCUCGUCAAGUACCUCUCCAAGACCUUCAACGCGUGGUACGCUGGUUUCGAGAUCCUCAACAAUCUCGCCGACGCGUACAAGGGCACGGACAACUUGCGCGAGAGCUGCGCGGCCGCGCUGGGCGAGCUGUACGCCGAGUUGCAUGAGGACGACAUGUUCUACGGCAAUGCGCGCACCCGUUACGUCUACCCUGAGACAUCUGCGGCGCUCAUCCUCGAACAGAACGGUCGCUGGCCGCAGGCGAUGGAGAUGUACGAGCAUACAAUGACCAAGGUACGCCACUCCUCGCUGCCGUUCACCGAGGACGAGUUCUGCCUGUGGGAGGACCACUGGAUCCUCGCGGCGCAGAAGUUGCAGCACUGGGAGGCUCUCACCGAACUCGCGCGAGCGGACCAGAACCCCGACCUGCUGCUCGAGUGCGCAUGGCGCCUAUCCGACUGGGGAUCAACCGACCGCGAGAUGAUCGAGAGCAACCUCAAGCUGGUGGCUGGUGUGCCGACGCCGCGUCGCAAGAUCUUCGAGGCGUUCACCGCACUCAUCAAGGCCCACGGCUCGCGUGAGCCGCCCAACGACUUCCUACGCGUCCUCGAUGAGGCGCAGCAGGUCGCUAUCCGCAAGUGGACGACGCUCCCCGGCUCGAUCACUGGCGCGCACUUACCCCUCCUCCAGCUAUUCCAGCAGGUGGUCGAGCUCGGCGAGGCGGCGCAGGUGUUCGACUCGCUGCAGAUGACGACGGCGCAGACCUUGGAACAGCGCGUCAACACGGAGUUGAAGAGCAUCUUCCAGACGUGGCGCGACCGCUUGCCCAACUUCUGGGACGACAUCAGCGUAUGGUCCGAUCUCCUCGCGUGGCGCCAGCAUGUCUUCCAAGCCGUCACGCGGGUGUACAUGCCCAUGAUCACCCCAACCGAAGGUGUGACGCACGGGUAUCGCGGCUACCAUGAGACCGCGUGGAUGAUCAACCGCUUCGGCGAGGUCGCGCGUCGGCACGGGCUGCUUGAGGUGUGCAGCACCGCGCUCAACAAGAUCUACAUGCUGCCUAACAUCGAAAUCUCGGAGGCGUUCCUCAAGCUGCGCGAGCAGGCUCUAUGCUACUUCCAGAAGCCGGAGAAGUUCAACGAAGGUCUCGACAACAUCAGCACGACCAACCUCAUGUACUUCGCCCAGCCGCAAAAGGCCGAGUUCCUCACGCUCAAGGGAAUGUUCAUCUCGCGCCUUGGCCAGGACUCGGAUGCCAACGACGAGUUUGCCCACGCCGUCCAGAUGGACUACAACCUUCCCAAGGCGUGGGCCGAGUGGGGCAAGUUCAACGAGAAGAUGUACCGCCAGCAGCCCGAGUCGCCGCCACCAGACAGCAAGCCGCCGCCUGGGCCUGGCGAGAAGAUGAUGACUGACCAGGAGUGGGCCGAGUCGUGGGCGACGGACCGCGCACUGCGCGCCUCAUCUGCUGUCUCGUGCUACUUGCAGGCGGCAGGCCUGUACAACUCGCACAAGUCACGCGCGCUGCUCCUCCGCGUGCUGUGGCUCUUAGGCUUGGAUGACAGCAAGAACACGAUCGCCAAGGCGUUUGAAGCGUACAAAGGCGAUCUCGUCAUCUGGUACUGGAUCACUCUUAUCCCGCAAUUACUGUUAUCACUGUCGCAUCGCGAGGGCCAGAUCGCACGGUUGCUCCUCAUGCACAUCGCCAAGAAUUUCCCGCAGGCACUGUUCUACAACCUCCGCGUCACGCGCGACGACUUCUCAAGUGUCAAGAAGAGCCAGGCCGUCGCGCAGCACCGUGCCAUGCUCGCCAAGCGCGAGGCUGCCGCCAAGACGGCAGCCGUGGGCGGCUCCGAGGCCAAGAAGGAGGAGGGCGUCGAGGUCAAGGCCGAGGUCAAGGACGAGGAGAAGAAGGAGGACGGCUCGACACCCGCGUCGAACGGCACCCCGAACCCGAACGGCGCGAUGGCGCCACCCGCCGCUCCUGGUCCACGUCAGCCGCGUCAACCGUGGGAGAUGGUCGACGACAUUAUCAACCACCUCAAGACGGGCGUACCGCUCCUCGCGCUAUCGAUGGAGAAGAUGGUCGACCAAAUCGGCUACCGCGCCAAGCCGUCGUCUGAGGAGGACAUCUACCGCUUCUUCUCGGCGUUGCUCAACGACGCGAUGGCGCAGUGGAGCAGUCGUGGUGCAUUCCUCAGCGAGGACGCUGAGCUGCCGCAGAACACGCGUGAAAACCUUAAGAGGUUCGCAAACAACCUCACGCCCGAGCUUCGCGUGUGCGUCGAGCGCGACUUCAUCUCCAACCAGCCCAACAUGCGCGAGUACAUUACACGCUUACAGUUCUGGCGCGACUACUACGAGAAGGCCAUCGACUCGCGUCCGCGCUUCAGCCCGCUCGACUCUUCCGGUAUCAACUUGACCGACUUCCACUACACCAAGUUUGAGGAGGUUGAGGUGCCAGGCCAAUACGUCCAGCACAUCGACCAGUCGGACGAGCUGAUCCGCAUCGCACGCUUCCACCCACAGGCUGAGAUGUGCCGUGGCUUCGGCUUCUGCUUCCGCCGCAUCACGAUGAUUGGACACAACGGCACGCCGUACACGUUCAACGUCCAGAUGCCCGCGGCUCGACACUGCCGACGCGAGGAGCGGCUCGUCCAGCUCUUCCGGAUCAUGAACUGUGUCCUGCGGAAGCGCAAAGAGAGCCGCCGCCGCAACCUCCAGUUUCACCUCCCGACAGCUAUCGCACUUGGCACGCAGCUCCGCCUCAUCCAGAACGACGCGUCGUACGUGUCCAUGCAGGAGAUCUACGACGACUACGCGUUCAAGCACGGCAUGAAGCGCGAGGACACGAUCCUCCGGUUCUGUGACCGGCAGAGACAGCUGCACGAUCCGGCCAUCCCGCGUACCGACCACCGCUUCAUCGCGCUCAAGAUGGAGAUCAUCGAGGAGAUCCAGGCCAAGAUGUUACCCGAGACGGUGCUCACCAACUACAUGAUCCGCAACAUGGCCGAUUCGGAGAGCCUGUGGCUCAUGCGCAAGCAGUUUGCCAUGCAGACCGCCGCGACCGCCUUCUUAACCUAUGUGUGCUGCCUCAACAACCGCGCGCCGAGCCGUUUCCACAUCUCGCGCAAGACUGGCCAGAUGUACAUGACGGAGAUGCUGCCAUCCUUCGUCAACGGCCAGCCGCUCUUCCACUCGUCCGAGGCCGUGCCGUUCCGCCUCACGCCCAACAUGCAGGACUUCAUCACCCGGGUUGGCGUCGAGGGCCUCGUGACCUCUGCCGCGACCGCCAUUGCCCACUCGCUCACGCUCCCCGAGUUCGACCUGGCCAGCACAUUACACCUGUUCAUCCGCGACGAGAUCCUCACGUGGCAGAACACGUACAACAAGGACAAGCACAGCGACGUGCCCCUCACCGCGCACGUGUACAAGAACGUCGACCAGUUUAUCAAGCGUGCCGAGCUCAUGGGCCACAUUGCAGAUAUGCCCAAGGAUGCAAAGAACACGGGCGGCCCCGUCAUCAACCACGCCAUGGUCACGCUCAUCAGUCAGGCGACCGCGCCGACGCUCUUGGCGAGCAUGAGCGAGCAGUUCCAGUGCUGGUUCUGA
Molecule: messenger RNA, 11205 nt
Organism: Cutaneotrichosporon cavernicola
Lineage: Eukaryota; Fungi; Basidiomycota; Tremellomycetes; Trichosporonales; Trichosporonaceae
Gene: TRA1
Exons: 3
Coding region: 1-11205 (3734 amino acids)
Biological process (GO): regulation of DNA-templated transcription; DNA repair
Cellular component (GO): NuA4 histone acetyltransferase complex; SAGA complex; nucleus
Molecular function (GO): protein binding
Source: RefSeq, a predicted model, not a curated record